Gordionus sp. m RMFG-2023 is the source of this 567-nucleotide messenger RNA. RefSeq lists its product as uncharacterized. The record is from RefSeq and is a predicted model, not a curated record. The coding region runs from base 1 to 567 and encodes 188 amino acids. The transcript has 3 exons. Lineage: Eukaryota; Metazoa; Nematomorpha; Gordioida; Chordodea; Parachordodidae. Gene Ontology annotation, biological process: DNA replication. Gene Ontology annotation, cellular component: replication fork.
AUGAAUCCCAGCAGAGGCUUAUGCAAUGGGACACGACUUCUUAUCAAAAAUUUACAUGAUAAUUUCAUAGAUUCUGAAAUAUUAUCAAGGACGCAUAAUGGCCAUCGCGUUUUUAUUCCUCGAAUUGAUCUUUCCCCGAGCGAUUCCCGGUUGCCUUUCAUAUUAAAAAGACGCCAAUUUCCUAUAAUUCCUGCUUUUGUUAUCACUAUAAACAAAAGUCAAGGUCAAACAUUCGACAAUGUCGGCCUCUUUCUUCCUGAACCUGUGUUUUCCCAUGGUCAGCUCUAUGUCGCUCUAACACGUUGCAGAUUUAAAAAAAUAAAAAUAUUACCUACAAAAUACCAGGGCACACUUUUGAAUGAUAAUAGAGUAUUUACUCUUAAUGUCGUAUAUCAGGACUUAUUUACGGCAAGUUACGAGCAAGGAAAUGAAAUCCAAAAAAACGACACUACAUCCACCAAAAACAUCAUAGACACGAUACCAUCAUCAUCAUCAUUAUUUACGGCAAGUUACGAGCAAGGAAAUGAAAUCAAAAAAACGACACUACAUCCACCAAAAACAUCAUAG